GGCAGCUUGGAACCAAUCGCGGCGUGGGCUGACGUCACAGGCGGCGAACAGCUGAUGGCGGCGGCGGCAGCCCCAGAAGGAAGGAGAAGUUGUGUGUCGUGAAAGCGACUCCCGCCUGGGUCAGAGGAAGAGAGGAGGAAUGUGGCUGGUGUGGAGUAAGCAGCUGGAUCAGGCGCCCUGUGAUGUGGGCUUCACCGAAGCCACCCAUGGAAGCAUACAGGUCCCCAGCCGGCUGAAGGUGGCCGACGGCCCCAGCGCAGGAGACCCGCCAUGGGGGCUGCCUGAGGCCUGCCCUCCGUCCUUCCGGAUGCACGUUCCUCAGAGGCUGCUGCUCGCAGAAAUGAUGACGGAAGCUGCUUUCAGCCCCCCUUUUGGUAACCAGCCCCAGCAGCAGCGGCCCCUCCCUAUCAAUGAGCCUCUUCUGGGGCCAUCUAUCCAGCCCACACAUUAUGGGGAGCACCCCUUCCUCAGUUUCGCCUCUCAACCUGGAUCCCAGAAGCGCAAGUGGCUGAUGCAUCAAAGCAGCGCCCGAAAGGAGAGAGCGCUGGUGGAGCCUCCUCCGGUGGCCCUGGGGGCUGCCAGUCAGAGACAUGACUGGCUGGAGCCAAGCAUGCCCCCUCCCUUCUCCACCUCCCAGUUUCCUCCGUUCCCUUUGGAGGGCAGGAUCUACUCCUUGCAGAAUGUCCUUCGGGCGCUACGUUUCCUGGGGCACCAGCUGUUCCAGUUGUUUUGGAAGCCUGGCCGAGCCGAACGCAGUUCCCAGGAGGUGAGUUUGGUCUUGGAGAGCUCCCUGGAGGACUUUGGCACCACUGAGAUUCUGACACUGAGAAAGCAGCUGAUGAAGAUCUCAGGCCGGCUCCUGCACCUGGAGCGGCAGUGCGUGGGCUGGCGCCAGAAGGAGUGGCUGGUCUAUUCCGCGUUGGUCUCUGCCGGUCUCCUCAACGUCUGGCUUUGGCUAAGGAGAUGAGGGAGCCAGACUGCUCCAAGCCGUGAGGCCAAGAAGGGGAGGAGGCCCACAGCAGCUGCUCCCUCCAGUUUGCACUUCUUACCUUUCCCUGAGCCAUUGCCUAGGAGCCCUGGGACUCCACCGCUUCUGUUUACAAGAGCAAGGGAGAUGGGCUGGAUGGGGUGCUCCUGCCAUGUGAAGAGGAAGUGGGGACGGUCGUUACCUGGAGUGGAAGGAGGCAGGCUUGGGUUGUGGCUGAAGUCUGGCUGAAGUUGGGCAGAGCCAGGGGGUGGAGUGGGGUGGCCCUCCAGAGAUGUUAGCCCAGGGGGGAUUGGGGCUGCUGCUUCGUAGAUAGGGCUCACCUUUGCCUUGAGUCAGUUGCCAGAAGCCAACUCCAUAUGUGUCGCCCAUCUGGGGUGCAGUCUGGCUUAAUGUGACCCGCUUGCUUUUGGAAAGAUCCUAAGACACUUUGGGCUCAGUCAGCUCUUGCUGGGAUGAUGGGCACGGACACUGAGCUGCCCUGAGAUGAUGGCUUGUUAAGAUGAGCAUUUGAGUGUCCUGAAAUCCUAAUAAAAGGUCUGGUAAACUGAA
Rhineura floridana is the source of this 1537-nucleotide messenger RNA. RefSeq names its product fetal and adult testis-expressed transcript protein-like. NCBI's taxonomy places the organism in Eukaryota, Metazoa, Chordata, Lepidosauria, Squamata, Rhineuridae. The record is from RefSeq and is a predicted model, not a curated record. Gene Ontology annotation, cellular component: mitochondrial outer membrane; peroxisome. The coding region runs from base 140 to 967 and encodes 275 amino acids. The transcript has 7 exons. Gene Ontology annotation, biological process: positive regulation of mitochondrial fission.